Molecule: messenger RNA, 363 nt
Organism: Hirsutella rhossiliensis
Lineage: Eukaryota; Fungi; Ascomycota; Sordariomycetes; Hypocreales; Ophiocordycipitaceae
Exons: 1
Coding region: 1-363 (120 amino acids)
Source: RefSeq, a predicted model, not a curated record
AUGCCAGACUCACCAGAGCAUUCGGCAGGCGAGCCGCCCCGAGGUGAUGAGCACGCGCACUUUCUCUGGGUCUCCCAGGGAGACCGGGAACCGAUUCGAGAGUUGGCCAGUCACGGCAACUUUGACGAGCACUAUGAAUCGACUUUCAACAAGGUGGCGGCCGUGACCGAAUAUUACUGCCGUGACGGAAAGUGCACCCUGAUGUUCGAGCCGCGUCUGCACGACCUCUGGUAUGCCUACUACAAAGGCGGCAGACACAUCCCGCACUCGAAACCCGUGCAGAAUAGGCUGGCGCUUAGCCUCGUCCAAAUUCGAGGGCCGGGGCCUCUGACCAGGCCAAAUCCAGGAAACGUUAGUUUCUAA